ACGCACACGCACGCACGCACGCACAAACUCGGCGGGACCUUGCCGCGCGUGCACGUCGCCAGGAUGACCCACUUGCUUGGUCACACCACCGAGCCAUACCGGACCUACGCGCCUGGUGCCUGGCCGCAAUCUUUCCACACACCGGGCCCCGACAAGCGUCCUGCCCCUUCGACCAGCGUGUCCGGCCCAUCUGACACAGCGGCUCCCCUGCCUGCUGCCGUUGAAGCCUUGAUGUCCGAGCAUGUCCUUAGCCGGUCGGCGAGUGUCGUCUAUGUCGUGCCACUGAGGACGGCUCAACCGAGUCCGAGCGUUGAACAGCACUUUGCUCCGGGGCCGACCAGCAUGGACUCGCCUCCUCUGGCCCGGCUGCGUCUUGCCCCGGCGGCCACCUCCCAUCAGGGCAGCUUCACGUCGACUGUUCUGCGGCUUCGUGACUUUCUUGGAGCCGAUGGUGCCCCCGCCGAUGAGGCUUUCCGUGACUGGCUGGCCAGCUCGGCCGCGGCCGGCACCCUGAGCGCCCUCUCGGAGGGGCCAUUCCUCCUGCAGGCCGAGUCGCCUGUGGUGCAUGAUGCUGCCGGGAUCGCGCAGGACACCGCCUCGCCCCAUCUCCGGGAGGCUGUCGCCGGGUAUUUCUCGUUUGCCGUGGUUCGCGGCUUUGUGUAUGUCUUUCUCGAUCGGGCCGCCUACCAUCGUGCCGGGUUGGUUGGUGUCCCCGUGGCCCCGGGAGAUUCCCAUUACGUUUAUUCCGGCUCACUUGCCAACCAGAGUACCAUCCGUGAGCUCGCCGCCGCAUGUCGCCGCACAUUGAAUCACAUCCUGCCGGCAUCGGAACACAAUGUCAUUCGCAUUUCCGCCUCCUCGGCCUCGACCCAAGGCGCGCCAGCAACCAUGGAGCGGUUCCUCACUCCGAUUGAGCCAACCAGCAACGUGGGCAUCUUCACUCACGACGAUCUGUACCGCGUGGCAGAUGGCGCAUUCGCCUACUCACCUGUAACCGCCCCGGCCUGGCCGGCCCUCGACAACGAGACCCCCCUCUCGCCGGCUGACAUCUCGGAUCUGGUUGAAUGGCUGGGUGUUGUGGCGAUCGGUGGAUUGAAACCCCCGCCGGUGACGGACUCCAUGAUGACAUACAUUAGCACCUAUGAGCCGGGCGUAUCGGCCUUCAUGACGAAUUGCUUGGUUGUCUCGCACACGCUACCGCAUGGGCCCCUUGCCACCGGGGCCAUCCGCUCCCUCGUCGGAGAGGUCCAGUCUAAUUUGCUUGCCCUGCAGGAGGCGGCCCUCGACCAGACGGCUGGAGGGGGCAACGUGCCGGCCCCGGCCCCAGCCCCGGCCUCGGCGCCGGAACAACUUGCGAACGUCCAUCCCGCCAAGCGCGGUCGCUUCGGGCAUCUCUUUAAGUCUCGCACUGCCGCGGCCGAACCCCAGGCCGACGCUCCUCCCCUGGCGGCAGCUGUCCCGACGGCGUCCGGGGGCGGGCCACGCGCCUGGGCCGCCAUCUCGGUGCAAGGAUACGCCUCGGUGCCGGGAAUGUGCACCUGGCUGCGCGGAGCCGGGGACCGGAACGUCGAGCGUGGCGGGCCGGCCGGGACCCGGCAUCUGAGGCCGGCCGGGCCACUAUUGGCGAAGGCUCCGGUCUUGGCCUCCCAAUCCAGCGGGUACACCCUGAUGGUGGCCCUCGGCGGUGAGGGGGCGACCGACUUCAAGUACAUUCAGGAGCGGCACUGA
This is a messenger RNA of Fonticula alba, 1728 nucleotides long. RefSeq lists its product as hypothetical. The transcript has 7 exons. The record is from RefSeq and is a predicted model, not a curated record. Bases 64 to 1728 code for a protein of 554 amino acids. Lineage: Eukaryota; Rotosphaerida; Fonticulaceae.